Molecule: messenger RNA, 2103 nt
Organism: Tetrahymena thermophila SB210
Lineage: Eukaryota; Ciliophora; Oligohymenophorea; Hymenostomatida; Tetrahymenidae
Exons: 3
Source: RefSeq, a predicted model, not a curated record
AUGCUAGUGCCUAUAGAAAAUAUAGAAAUUAUACUUUUAGAAAAUGAAUUUGUUUACUUACUUGUUGAAGAAAAGAUUCUCCCUUAUCAGAGUUAAAUAUAAAGAUAAAAAUAAAAGACUUAGGUGCAAAAUUAGUUCAACAAUUUUUAAAGCAGUUCUAAAAAAGAGGAAGAGAAAAACGAUAAGCUAACUCAUUAUCACACACUUGAGUAUAUUACUUAUAGUACAUCAGAUGCUAAAAUAGACUAACUUAGAAUCUUAUAAGUUAUAGUUUAACUCAUUAGGUUUAUCAAUAAGCUCUAUAAAAAUUAGAUUUACCAUGGUAAAAUUAACGCCUCUAGCAUUAUUGUAUUCAUUCCUAUUCAAUUUAACUAAAAGCUACCUGAUAUUUACUUUUAGAAUCCUCUGUUUUUGAGGUAAAAAGAUUAAUAAAAAACUUUUGUAAAGGAUUUUGAAAAUGACAAAGAUGAAAUUAAUUUAAUCAUAUUUUCACUCAUUCAUUCUAUUUAUAGCAGUGUAAUAGAUAUGAAAGCUUUAAAAUAGUUUAAAAGAGAGAUAUAUAGAUACUUUGAUAAUCUGCAUGUAUCUUAAAUUAUUUAACAAGAAUUUUAAAUGCAAAGUGAAAGUUAGCAGAUUUUCUUUUACAUUUAAAAGUUAGAGGAUUUAUUCGGGGUUUUUUAAUAAAUUUACAAGUACUAAUUAGAGGACAAACAUGUUAAGAUAAAUAAAAAAUGGAUGAUAUCAAUUAACAAAUAUAUUGAUACAAAAAAAUAAUUUGGCUAUUAUGUCUAUAAUGAUAAUUAUGGAGAGGAAGAAAUCAAUUAAUUUGAGGAAGAUGAUUUUUAUUCUGAUAGUAGUAGUGAUAGCAGCUAUGACAUCUUUAGGAGUAAAUAUGAUUAAUGCAACAAUCCGCAUGUUUUUGAAUUGAAUAUUGAAAAGAUUAAAUACGAUUUUGAAUCUCAUAUAGAUUCUCGAGGACUUGAAAAAAUUUAGAGCAUGUCAAAAAAUAAUAACCUUAGAUCACUUAGCUUAAAAGGAUAUAAAUUUUAAAAUGUAUUUUCAAUAUUCUAUUGUGUCUAUAAAGAUUAGUAAGACCAAAAUAGUAGAGUUCAUUUAGAAAACCUUUUAAAAAAUUGCAAUAAGCUAAAGAAAUUAAAGUUAGAAGUUACAAUGGACGAAUGCAAUUUGUUUGAUCUGAGUGGAAUCAAAAACAUGAAAGAGUUAGAAUUUAUAAGAUUAAAAUUUUGGUCUUACCUAAAUUAUAGUUUUAGAAAUUAGGAGAAAGGCAUAGAGCCUAUGAAAUAGCAAUUCUAUGAUUUAUUAGAAAUAUUUUAAUUAAUCAGGAAUAUAAAGGUAAUUGAUAUCCGUCCAUUUGGUAUACUCAUUUCUUCUUUUUAGCACAUUGAUUUUGAUUGGUAUUUUGAAAAGUAGAAACUGGCUUAUGAUUAUAUUUCUGAUCAAUUGCUAUAAGAAGUUGAUCAAAAUGAGUUAAAAAACUAUGAUUCUAAAUUGAUUGAAAAUGCCAAUUUAGAGUUCUAUUUAAGUGAUAUAAGAGUUUAGUAGCUAUUAAAAAAUAAGAAAGAAGAAGCAAAUGAUUUAAAAAGAGUCAGUGAUAACUUUUUUUUGGUGUUUUAGAAUUAAUAGCAUGAAACUGUUGAGUUAAGUAAGUAAAAUCUAAUUUAGUAGCUAACAGUUUUUUUAAAUGAAAAUAAAUUUUUUAGCUGCACAGCAUUUCGUAUGCUUGAAAAUGAUAAAUAGCUACUUGUUUUAGAAUUUUAAAAUAUUAUUGAUAUUAGUGUUGGAAAUUUCUAAGUUUAUUUGUAAUAUAACGGAUAAAUUGAUCUUGGUGAGCUUUAAUAGCAAAAAUAAAAUUUUGAGAAAGUUGAAUCAAAAUCAGAAAAUAAUUCUGAUAAAUAACUUCAAAAUUAAAAUUAGUAAUAAGUAAAACCACUUUUCUAUCGCAAUUUCAGAAGACACAUUGAAGAAGCCAAAUCCCUUGUUAAAAUUAAUAUUGAUGUAAACUAAAAUAAGGCCAGAACUGUUAAAAGAUAGUUAUGUAAGCUAAAAAGAGUAGUCUGUGUUAACUAUUUCAAAGCAAAAUGA